AAGCUGGACAUUUUGGGGGAGCUGAGCAAAUGAUUCCCAUCGAAAGCUGGCUACCCUCCUGCAGCGACUAAAGCCUAAACAUCCUCUCUCUCUGAACAUUUAAACGUGAGUUUCAGCUUUUGAUUUUAACCGAUAAAUAGCAAACUGGUGCAAAGUUAAAAAAAAGAAUAAAGUACAUUUUCGGUUGGAAACUUGUAGCCCCGUUAGCUGCCUUGUUGCUAAGCUAGCUGCAGUUUUGUCUCCAGCUAACGAGGUUUGGCUGUGAUGGCCGACUUCAGCAGCAGGAUCAUGAUGUCUUCUGAACACCCAGCGAUCGGAGGUGGGCCUGCAGGAAAAGCGAUUUUGUCUUCAGUCGUGUCAGGCAGUGGAAACAGGGACGUUGCAGAUGGGAUGGACCAGAUAUCUGUGGUGAGAAUCGAUGAUGAACACAUUGCAGAGGAGCAGUCUGAUGUUGGGGGGAAGGUUAAAGACACUGCACAGUGCUAUGAGGUGGAGUACUUGAUGCCUGCAGAGGAGGUCGUUGUGGGAGAGGAAGAGGAAGACGAUGUUUACGUCAUUGAGUAUUCAAAUCCUGAAGAGGAAGGAGAGAGCUACAAGUUCACAAUGUCCGUGGACAGAUCGCUCCCGACCAAAAAGCCAAUAAUUAAACAUCCUUUGGUGAGGGAGAGUGCCAGAGCUCCUUUACCUGUGGUGACCAGCCCAGCCAAACUGCCUAUGCCAGUGAAGCCGAGAGAUAAGGUGAGGCGGAAAAAGAGGAAGCAGCUGGCUGUCGAAAAGGAGGCGAACAAGUUGGAGGUUCUUAGCAACACGGAUGUGUUGAAGCACGGAGAGAACUACAGGGAACUGAUGGGGCUGGACUCCGGUUCAGAUAAAAGAGAACUGGUGUGCACGCUGUGCCCACCACCCGGAAAACACUUCAAGAGAGCCGCAGGUUUGGCCGUACAUUUAAAACACAUGCACCACAUGGAGGGAAACAAGACGUUCUUCUGUACAAAGUGCGAGCAGACGGUUCGCACCCAGAUUGCACUUGAUGCCCACACAAAACGCCACGCCAACCAGGAGGCCGUGUUCACCUGCCUCCUCUGCUCAGCGGAGACGGACAAGACAGGGUACAAAGGAACAAGGUGGGGUCUGAAGAAACACCUGGAGACGGAGCACCCGGGUAUCAUCCCUCGCUGCAACAUCUGUAAUAAAGGCUUCAAGUCACUUGUGUCAUAUUUGGGUGAUCAGUUCAGGCAUGUUGGCGUGUCGCCCUAUUACUGUGCCCAGUGUCAGAUCUAUGAAAUGACUGAGAGGGGUCUGAGUGUUCACAUCAAGAAUCACGACAAGAAGAAGAAGAGAGAGCAGCUGAAGGAGUCUGAUGAGAUCAACCUGCAGACGUUUGAAACUUCUGCUAACGUCGGCUACGUCACAGACGAUUCUGACUUCUAAUCAGUUCUGUUUUAUGUCUGUAUUAUGAGUAUUAUGACUAAAGCAGCACAAGCUCAGUGACCUCUCUGUCAGACGUGUCUGACAUUUAUGCAUCUUUGACUGAACUAUGGUGAUUUUAGAAUUUGCCUCCAGCUGGGUGGAGUCUUCUACCUUUAGCAUCCAUCAGUGUCACAUGUUGAACAGUUGGAGUUCGAGAAAAUUACUUUUUUUUCACAACCUGGGUCUUGUUUAUGUAUAUUUGGCCAUCACUCCUCUUGGGUAUGUUUCAUUUUUCUCACAAGCUUCAUUUAGAGGUCCAAUGUGUAGGAUUUAAUGGGAUAUAUUGGCAGAAAUUAAAUAUAAUAAGUAUGUUUUCUGUAGUGCAUAAGUGUUUUCAUUACCUUAGAAUGAGCUGCUACUAUCUACUUAGGUAGCGGGUCCUUGUCCACGGAGAUUGCUAUGUUGCACCGCCAUGUUUCAACAGUAGCCCAGAGUGGACAAACCAAACACUGGCUCUAGAUAGGGCCAAUCACAUUUCGCCUCAAUCACCAUAAUAAGAAGCCCCUCCGCAAUUAGCAGCGUUAAGAAAAAACCCACUUAUUUGUAAUGUGAAACUGCUUUAUUCAGCAUUUUUACCAGUUUAAACCAUUUAGGCUGUUUGUUUCAACAUGUCAGUCAGCACAGAGGAAACACUGUUUGUAACAUAAAACUGCUUUAUUUAGUGUUUUUAGCAGUUUUAAUCACCAGGGCCCUAUUUCAGAGAGCAGACUCAACAAACUGCCUAAUCCCCAUCUCUGAGUUGACUGAGCCUGAGCUGGGAAACUCUUGAAUUUUGGUUCCAGAACAGCAGAUCAGCAUUUGUUCAAUCAACUCUGAGUAUGUUCAGCCUGAGGGAAGCGCGUUCACUGUGAGCACUGAAAGACAUCAUCAGUGGAGUGCAGAUAACAUCUGCAUCUUUAGUGGCAGAAAGCAGAGAGCCACUUAUUUCAUCCCAACUGAAAUGGAAACUUUAAUGAGCGCGAAUGAAGAUUUCAAACAUGUCUUCAAAAAAAAAAAAAAAUCAGAUACAACAGCUGCAGCUAAACAGCAUGAGGUGUGAUGGGGAAUUAUUGCAGAGAGUGUUAAUAGGUAAUGUGAAGUGAUGUUAUGUAGUGAUGCAUUAAUACAUGUCUAAUAUACAGAAAAUAUAGGAACAUUUUUUUUUAUCUUAGCAGUGUUCAUAUAUUUUAAUAUAAUUUGCUAUAUCCUCUUAUUCAGCUGUAAUCUGAUGGAGCCCAAACGCACCUAGCAACAACGCAAAAUCAAACACAAAUAUAUUGUACAGACUGGUAAAAUUUUUUAGUUGUACUUACGUUGUUCUUGGAAUAUUGGGCUUUGGUUAAUUGAAUUGCUGUGAAAUGACUUCCUGUUAACACUGACAAACCUGCAGUUCUGUGGAAUUUCUCUUUGAUGAUCCUUUCUGAUUUAUGUCCAGGGAAAACCACAAAAACGGGCAAAAGUCUUUUCAGAGCCAGAGUCACUUUUCUUACGGCCUGACAAACCGUUGCCUUGCUGAUGUGUUCAGUGUCUCUGAUGUUAUAAAGAAAAUUGCCGUUGCUGAAGAAUCAAAGGACAAUGCAUAAAAUGUGCUGUGAUGAUAAUGUAAAUCCAGGAUGUGUAAUAUGUGAUAUAUGUGGGUGGAACAGAUUGUUAGAUAAAUGAUAGAGUGUGAGGUCAAACAGUAUCUUUCAUACAGACACUCCUCCAGGGAGACAUCCAAACAGGCUCUAAUCACCUUCUCCUUACACAGCAGCCUCUGAAUACACUGGGCCUCAACCUCCACCACUUCAUUCAUAAAAGGACACGCCAUGUCUCUCCUUCCUGCUACACGCUCAGUGAGCGAUAAGCCUCAGGCUUAGAUGAAGCCAGCAGGUUUGCUUCACGGAGUAAGUUGCCAUAGUAACUAACUCAGGGUUACACUGAACUGGCUUUGCGAAACGGAAAAGUCAGAGUUUCCCUCACCUCAGGCUUAACAUACUCAAGAGUUUUCACUAAUCCUGCUCUCUGAAAUGGGGCCUUUUGUUUGUUUGUUUGUUUGUUUGUUUGUUUGUUUUGGAGAGCAAGAGACCUCUGUGAAUAAAUCAGCUCCCGGAAAAAAAGAACGCCUAAACAAUGAACACUGAAGAAAUUCUAACCAGGAGAAGUUUCAGCUGGUUGCAAUGUGCGAUCCUCACCACUAGAUGGCACUAAAUCUUACACACAGGACCUUUAAAUGAAAAGUUUGACAUUAGGGAAGUAAAUUUAUUUGCUUUCUUGCUGAGUUAGAUGAGAUUGAUGAUACUCACUUGUCUGUAUCAUUGUGUCUACAAAAUGUCAAGAAAUAUUGAAAAAUGCCUGUUUAAGUUUCUUGUGACGUUUUUAAAUGUUACGCUGAGUUUGAUAAACAGUCCCAAACCCAAAGAUAUUUAGUUAACAGCAAAAGUAUGACUUAGGAAAAGCUGAAACCAGAUCAUUUUUGGUGUUUUUGUUUGAAAGAUGACUGAGAAUGUUUUAAUCAUUAUAAAAACAGCUGCCAUUUACAUGUUUUUUUCCCC
Molecule: messenger RNA, 3983 nt
Organism: Epinephelus moara (kelp grouper)
Lineage: Eukaryota; Metazoa; Chordata; Actinopteri; Perciformes; Serranidae
Product: protein snail homolog Sna
Exons: 2
Coding region: 265-1431 (388 amino acids)
Biological process (GO): regulation of transcription by RNA polymerase II
Molecular function (GO): RNA polymerase II cis-regulatory region sequence-specific DNA binding; DNA-binding transcription factor activity
Source: RefSeq, a predicted model, not a curated record